Messenger RNA from Drosophila navojoa, 1913 nucleotides. RefSeq names its product Maf family bZIP transcription factor traffic jam (gene tj). Gene Ontology annotation, molecular function: RNA polymerase II cis-regulatory region sequence-specific DNA binding; DNA-binding transcription factor activity, RNA polymerase II-specific. Lineage: Eukaryota; Metazoa; Arthropoda; Insecta; Diptera; Drosophilidae. Gene Ontology annotation, biological process: regulation of transcription by RNA polymerase II. Gene Ontology annotation, cellular component: nucleus. The record is from RefSeq and is a predicted model, not a curated record.
CGAUCUUAAGCCAAGCCAAGUCAAGUGCAGUGUGACCCACAAUAAAAAGUGUGACCAGUGUGUGUGUGAGUGUGCCCCUUGAUAUACCCCGUAUACAAUCCCACCCCACAAUCGAGUUGCAUGUGAACCGGCGAUCCAAUGAAAAUGGAGGAUCCCACCAUUGCUGACACAUACGUGCAGGAGUUUAACUUGGAUCACUUGGGGGUCAACAAUACCACACAUAGCACUGUGACAGCUCUAACACCUGUGACUAUCUCCACGACAGCCGCCGCCGCCAUCGGUCAUGUGAAGCGCGAGGAUCAUAGUCCGCCUCAGCCCAUAAAAUGGACAAAUGAGCCGCCAGCAGAUGAUGAAACGGACACGUUGCCUCUGCCACUGCCCUUGCCGCUCCCUAUCGCAGUUCCGGAUGCGGCAGUCGGCGCUGAGCCUUUGGCAUCUGUAUCGCACAUUAAGCUGCGCUCCUUUUCAGGCCACCAUCAGUGGCACAUGGAUGAGCGCCGGUUGCAGCCACUCAGUCCGCCUCCGGAGGGCUAUGUAGGCGGUCCGAUGGGCGGGCAAGCGGUAUUGGUCAAUACAACUUCCGGGACGACAACAACCGCGGCAGCUGCUGCAGCUGCCGCUGCCGCUGCUGCGGCUGCUUCGACGGUACCUGUGGGCGUGCCCUCCACUCCACCGGAGACGCCGCCAGUGGUGGGCUCCCCAAACGGCAGCAGCAGCUGCCCCAGCCAGGCAUAUGCCCAUCACUAUCAUGCCGGACGCAGCAGCAACUCGGGCGCCAAUGUAGCCACAGUGGGUCUUAGCCAGGAGAUGAUGUGGCUACCCAACUCAAUGCGCGCCGAGCAACAGCCCUUGGACUUGCGCCCCCUUGCCUGUCCGGGCUCUCAGGAAGAGGCCGAAGAAUGGGAGCGUCAGCGCGAAUAUGCCAUGCAGGCCGCUGCAGCGGCUGCACAUCAUCAUGGACAUCCACUGAUGCAGAGCCAUCAUCACCAUGCCAUCAGGCAUAUGGCACAGGCACAACAUCCCACACAUCCGCACUUUCACAAUCUGGAGCACGCUCUGCCCAUCAAUAUGCACUCCAAUUCAGCCAACUCGUGCGCGGGCAGCCCGGGCCCCGUCAGUGUUCCACCCAGCAACUUGUAUCCAACAAUCUCCAAUUGUGGACCUCAUGUGCCCUCGGCGGGCAGCAGCAGCGGCGCUAGCAGCGCAUCCAACUCAAGGGGCUGUGUGCGAUCGAUUCUGCAGCCGUAUCGACCGCUCUCGGCCAGCUCGACGAGAAGCUCCAAUAACUCGCCUCACACUUGUUCCGGCGCCUACAGCAAUGCCACGCUGGAGGAUUGCAUCAACGACGACAUGCUGACCACUUUGACGGUGCGGGAGCUGAACAAGCGAUUGCAUGGCUGCCCGCGCGAGGAGGUGGUCCGGCUGAAGCAGAAGCGCCGCACGCUCAAGAAUCGUGGCUAUGCCCAGAACUGUCGCUCCAAGCGCCUGCAUCAACGCCACGAACUGGAGAAAGCCAAUCGCCAGCUCAACCAGGAUCUGCAUCGACUGAAGCUGGAGUAUUCGCGUGUCUGCCAGGAGCGCGAUAGCCUAAUGCAGCGCCUCCAGCAGCAGAGAACGAGCGCUGGCGCCGCCGGCGGCGCAGAUAGUCAGAGCUCCCCAGAGUUUUAUCUAUGACGCCAACUGGCGGCGGCCUCAUCAGCUUCCACCUCAAAUAACUCGCAUCCGUUGCAGCAGCCGCAGCAGCAUCGUGCCUCGCAUUCGCACUCGCACUCGCACUCGCACUCGAAUCCGCAUCCGCAUUCGCAUCCACAUUCGCAUCCGCAUCCGAAUUCGCAGUGGCCGCCCCAGCAGGUGGUCAACUAAAUAGAUCUGGUAAAUGGCGCCUUGAAAUAGUCCACAGGUGAAAAAGGGUU